This is a messenger RNA of Eptesicus fuscus (big brown bat), 2945 nucleotides long. It is a transcript of the gene KCNQ5, whose product is annotated as potassium voltage-gated channel subfamily Q member 5. Bases 1 to 2880 code for a protein of 959 amino acids. Gene Ontology annotation, cellular component: membrane. Gene Ontology annotation, biological process: transmembrane transport; potassium ion transport. Gene Ontology annotation, molecular function: voltage-gated potassium channel activity. Lineage: Eukaryota; Metazoa; Chordata; Mammalia; Chiroptera; Vespertilionidae. The transcript has 15 exons. The record is from RefSeq and is a predicted model, not a curated record.
AUGCCCCGCCACCACGCGGGAGGAGAGGAGGGCGGCGCCGCCGGGCUCUGGGUGAAGAGCGGCGCGGCGGCGGCGGCGGGCGGGGGGCGCCUGGGCAGCGGCAUGAAGGAUGUGGAGUCGGGCCGGGGCAGGGUGCUGCUGAACUCGGCGGCCGCCAGGGGCGACGGCCUGCUGCUGCUGGGCACCCGCGCGGCCGCGCUCGGCGGCGGCGGCGGCGGCGGCGGCGGCGGCAGCGGCGGCGGCGGCCUGAGAGAGAGCCGCCGGGGCAAGCAGGGGGCCCGGAUGAGCCUGCUGGGGAAACCGCUCUCGUACACCAGUAGCCAGAGCUGCCGGCGCAACGUCAAGUACCGGAGGGUGCAGAACUACCUGUACAACGUGCUGGAGAGACCCCGCGGCUGGGCGUUCAUCUACCACGCGUUCGUCUUUCUCCUUGUCUUUGGUUGCUUGAUUUUGUCAGUGUUUUCCACCAUUCCUGAGCACACGAAAUUGGCCUCAAGUUGCCUCUUGAUUCUGGAGUUCGUGAUGAUUGUCGUCUUUGGUUUGGAGUUCAUCAUUCGAAUCUGGUCUGCAGGUUGCUGUUGUCGGUACAGAGGAUGGCAAGGAAGACUGAGGUUUGCCCGAAAGCCCUUCUGUGUUAUAGAUACCAUUGUUCUUAUCGCUUCAAUAGCAGUUGUUUCUGCAAAAACUCAGGGUAAUAUUUUUGCCACGUCCGCACUCAGAAGUCUCCGUUUCCUACAGAUCCUCCGUAUGGUGCGCAUGGACCGAAGGGGAGGCACUUGGAAAUUACUAGGUUCUGUGGUUUAUGCUCACAGCAAGGAAUUAAUCACAGCUUGGUACAUAGGAUUUUUGGUUCUUAUUUUUUCGUCUUUCCUUGUCUACCUGGUGGAAAAGGAUGCCAACAAAGAGUUUUCUACAUACGCAGAUGCUCUGUGGUGGGGCACAAUUACAUUGACAACGAUUGGCUAUGGAGACAAAACUCCCCUAACUUGGCUGGGAAGAUUGCUUUCUGCAGGCUUUGCGCUCCUUGGCAUUUCUUUCUUUGCACUUCCUGCCGGCAUUCUCGGCUCAGGUUUUGCAUUGAAAGUGCAAGAACAGCACCGCCAGAAGCACUUUGAGAAAAGAAGGAACCCCGCUGCCAACCUCAUUCAGUGUGUUUGGCGUAGUUAUGCAGCUGAUGAAAAAUCUGUUUCCAUUGCAACCUGGAAGCCGCAUUUGAAGGCCCUGCACACCUGCAGCCCCACCAAGAAAGAACAAGGGGAAACAUCAAGCAGUAAGUUCUGUAGUAAUAAGCAGAAGCUCUUCAGAAUGCACACCACACGGAAGCAGAGUCAGAAGCUAAGUUUUAAGGAGCGGGUGCGCAUGGCUAGCCCAAGAGGCCAGAGUAUUAAGAGCAGACAAGCCUCGAUAGGUGACAGGAGGUCCCCGAGCACCGACAUCACAGCCGAGGGCAGCCCCACCAAAGUGCAGAAGAGCUGGAGCUUCAACGACCGAACCCGCUUCCGGCCCUCGCUGCGCCUCAAAAGUUCUCAGCCCAAACCCAUGGUAGACGCUGACACCGCCCUUGGCACUGAUGAUGUAUAUGAUGAAAAAGGAUGCCAGUGUGAUGUAUCUGUAGAAGACCUCACCCCACCACUUAAAACUGUCAUUCGAGCUAUCAGAAUAAUGAAAUUUCAUGUUGCAAAACGGAAGUUUAAAGAAACAUUACGCCCAUAUGAUGUAAAAGAUGUAAUUGAACAAUAUUCUGCUGGUCACCUGGACAUGUUGUGUAGAAUUAAGAGCCUUCAAACACGUGUUGAUCAAAUUCUUGGAAAAGGGCAAAUCACAUCAGAUAAGAAGAGCCGAGAGAAAAUACCGGCAGAACAUGAGACCACAGAUGACCUCAGUAUGCUCGGCCGAGUGGUCAAGGUUGAAAAACAGGUACAGUCCAUUGAGUCCAAGCUGGACUGCCUGCUAGACAUAUAUCAGCAGGUCCUCCGGAAAGGCUCCGCCUCAGCCCUCACCUUGGCCUCGUUCCAGAUCCCACCGUUUGAAUGUGAACAGACAUCUGACUAUCAAAGCCCCGGGGACAGCAAAGACCUGUCCAGCUCCGCCCAGAACAGUGGCUGCCUAACCAGAUCAGCUAGUGCCAACAUCUCUCGAGGCCUGCAGUUCAUUCUGACGCCAAAUGAGUUCAGUGCUCAGACUUUCUACGCGCUUAGCCCCACUAUGCACAGUCAAGCUACACAGGUGCCACUGAGUCAAAGUGAUGGCUCCUCAGUGGCGGCCACCAACAACAUUGCAAACCAAAUAAAUGCGGCACCUAAGCCAGCAGCCCCAACAACUUUACAGAUCCCGCCUCCUCUCCCAGCCAUCAAGCACCCGCCCAGGCCAGAGACCCUGCACCCAAACCCCACAGGCUUACAGGAGAGCAUUCCUGAUGUCACCACCUGCCUUGUUGCCUCCAAGGAAAAUGUUCAGGUUGCACAGUCAAAUCUGACCAAGGACCGUUCUCUGAGGAAGAGCUUUGACAUGGGAGGAGAAACUCUGUUGUCUGUCCAUCCAGUGGCGCCCAAGGACUUGGGCAAAUCUUUGUCUGUACAAAACCUGAUCAGGUCCACAGAGGAGCUGAAUAUCCAGCUUUCAGGGAGUGAGUCAAGUGGCUCCAGAGGCAGCCAAGAUUUUUACCCCAAAUGGAGGGAAUCCAAAUUGUUUAUAACUGAUGAAGAGGUGGGUUCGGAAGAGACGGAGACAGACACUUUUGACGCCGCGCCGCAGCCUGCCAGGGAAACUGCUUUUGCGUCAGACUCGCUAAGGACUGGAAGGUCUCGAUCAUCUCAGAGCAUUUGUAAGGCCGGAGAAAGUACAGAUGCCCUCAGCUUGCCUCACGUCAAACUGAAAUAAGUUCGUCUUCUUUCUAGGCAUAGCAGUUCCUUUAGCCAUACAUAUCAUUGCAUGAACUAUUUCGA